AAUGUCGCAUAGGUUAUAGCUAUUUGUUUUCUAAACAGCCAUAUAAAGUGUUUAUACAAUAUAGGCCUUGUUUAAGGUAGCUUUGGCCUUGUAGUAGAUUGGGGUAAGAUGGUUCAUGUUUAUAUUUUUUGUCGUCUCAUUUGGUAGAAAUUAAAGAAAGUUUACAGAAUGUAUAAACGUGCUCUCAAGAAUUUAUAAUAACGUUGUUAAUUGGUAAAAAUAUGACCAUGACAAGGUAUAAUAGUAUAUGCUAAUGGUAUCCUUCUUUCCCCACAGUACUAUAUGUGAGUUUCAAAAUCAUUGCAGAUCUUACUAAGGGAGGGGCGCGGGUUUUGUAUCUAUUAAUAACACAAUAAUAAGACUUACUGAUCCGUGAGAAACCAAUGGCUCCUAAUGAUAUCACAGCGGGGCACGGAGGUAAUAAUUUCCCGUCAAGUGUCCGUAAGAAACCGAUGUCUAAACCCCCUAAGGAUCAGCAGGGUUCAGUGACGAAGAAACACCUUAAUUUUCGGAUAAGUAGCCCUUUAACUCCAUGGGGGGACGAGACGACAAGCUCAGAGUCGAAAAAGCGAAGGUCGUCGUUGAAAGGAAAGGGAGCAAAGAAUAAAGAUUAUUACAAGAAAAAGGAGAAACGCUCAAGUGGUAACAAUAACAGAAGUAACAAGAACUUGACGUCUCCAAAAGAAAGGUCAUCUUUUCGCUACUACCCCGACAUCCAUGAAUAUAUAAGGGAAUACCGACAUAUUCGUGAUCGUUUAACAGCUGGCCAUAAGGAUUGUUCAUGCCAUGGAACAUACGGGCCUGAGGAAAUAGAAAAGGCGUACGAGAGCCUUGGUCUACCAAGCAAACUAGUCAACUACAGAUUAGGUCUAAGUAAAAAGGAUCCGUGGUCAAGCAUUUCAAGUCCAGCAGUGCAAGCAACAACCUCUCAAGAUGCUGCAGCCGAUCUCGGAGAAAUAAAUCAUGACGUCAACAGCGAAUCCGGCGAAGAGCGAGAAAUCGCGAGUCCUGAGGCAAGGAAGCUAAGGAACAAUUUGAAUUUAUCUCCGCUGAGAAAACACGUCCGGCUGCCCGAUAUGAAACAUUAUCCCGUGCGGGAUGUCUCGGGACUUGGAGUCCAUGAUCUUGUGAGAUACGCAACUGCCGCUGGCGAACAAAGUCGGCAAAAUAAGAAGUUAGCUGAACUCAAUGUCGACCCUCCAAAGCUUCGUUAUACCUCAUAUGAUAAACAGCGACUGCCUUGCCCGCCUUUACAUGCGAUGGAGAAGACGAUGUGUCGGGUGGUCGAGCUUUCCCUGGAAGAAAACAAGGAUAAGCAGAAAACGACUCACGACUCUGAUCCGGAGUAUUCGAAGUCCGAAGGAUCUUCCAAGAGAGCAAAAGAUCGGUCCAAGAAACGAUGCGAGUCAAUCUCGGAUGUUGUGAAAGAUAUAGAUCUUCCUGGAGACGCUUUGGCGAUAGCAAUAGAGACGAGCAGAAGUAAUCAGUCUUCUGUUCUAUCCACAGCCAUCAGCCCUCUGUCGCAAUCUUUGCACAGUUUGACUCCAAGCAAAAGCCAAACCAUACGAGAGAUGCUUUCAGCUGCUGUAACGGAGUUGCAACCGUUCAGUCAGAAUGUAGCUGAAGUUUCAUUGCCGCAAAGCCCUCAAACAUUAGAUUGUAAACCCACAGCCGCUAACUUGCACGCACGACCAGUCGUGUCUUUGAAAACUUUCCGCCAUCUUGGUUACAAACCGUCCAUGAGAAAAUUCCUUCACGAGAUAUAUUCUCCAACCUCUGAGUUUGGGAAACAAUCCCCUACCUGUCUCAUAUCGGGCAAGUCGAUUAAGACGCCCCACGCUAUAACGAUCGAAACUAACGACGGGUCCGAUUCUAAAAGAGAAGACAAGCAAGACCCAUACGCCAUGUCACAACAAAGCAUCUGCGCAAAUCGAAUUCUAAAACGCGUUCGACAGCGACAUAUAGCGAUGGAGAACUACGACGCUUUACGCCGGGAAAUGGCGCUAAAGAGAGCAGCGGAGGCCAAACCAAAGCUCGCAAUAUUUUCCAAAUGUCACACGGCCGUGAAAUCCCACGUGUCUGUUAAAGGGGCAGCUCUUUAAAUCUAUACAGUACUGUGAGGUGAGACGGGACACCUCUAGCACAUAAUGUCCAAAUAACGCGUUUUAAACAAUUAAGAAAGAAAAAAAUGGGAUAUUAUGUGCUAACGGUCUCCAUCUUACCCCAGUCAACUAUAUAUAUCAGAUCGUGGGUUUAAGUUGAUUAAGUUUUAUGUCUGCCUUCUAACCAAUGCUGUUCCGAUUUAUCUGCCAAAUACACCAUGUAGACAACCACA
Molecule: messenger RNA, 2335 nt
Organism: Ciona intestinalis (vase tunicate)
Lineage: Eukaryota; Metazoa; Chordata; Ascidiacea; Phlebobranchia; Cionidae
Source: RefSeq, a predicted model, not a curated record